Messenger RNA from Diospyros lotus (date-plum), 1313 nucleotides. Its product is annotated as MYB-like transcription factor ODO1. Bases 141 to 932 code for a protein of 263 amino acids. NCBI's taxonomy places the organism in Eukaryota, Viridiplantae, Streptophyta, Magnoliopsida, Ericales, Ebenaceae. The record is from RefSeq and is a predicted model, not a curated record. The transcript is spliced from 2 exons.
UUUGCCAACGAGGUUGGUAAUAUAUAGAGGUGGUUGUGGGGCUUUUGAGUCAUUAUUACAGCUAAGUAUAGCGAGAGAGAGAGAGAGAGAGAGAGAGAGUUCAAUUAGAAGUGUUUAACUUGGUGGUGGUGGUGGUGGUGAUGGGAAGACAACCUUGCUGUGACAAGCUGGGGGUGAAGAAGGGGCCGUGGACGGCGGAGGAGGACAAGAAGCUUAUCAACUUUAUCCUCACCAAUGGCCAAUGUUGCUGGCGGGCCGUCCCUAAGCUCGCCGGACUCCGCCGCUGCGGCAAGAGCUGCAGGCUUCGCUGGACCAACUAUCUCCGCCCGGACCUGAAGAGAGGCCUCCUCACCGAGGCUGAGGAGCAACUGGUUAUCGACCUCCAUGCUCGUCUUGGCAAUAGGUGGUCUAAAAUUGCAGCAAGAUUGCCAGGAAGGACUGACAAUGAGAUCAAGAAUCACUGGAACACCCACAUCAAGAAAAAGCUUAUCAAGAUGGGAAUUGAUCCCGUCACCCAUGAACCUCUAAAGAAAGAAGCAAAGCCCGCAGAAGAACACUCCUCUGCUGCAGAUAAUAAUCAACAUUUGCCAGAGUCAAACAACAGUAUUAUUGAUCACGUCCAAACAUCACAGGAAACCAAAGACAAUAUCCCCGUUAUUCCAGAGGAGAAUUGCUCUAGCGAUGAAUCCCAGUUGCUAGAAAACAUCUCGAUUGACGCGCCGGCCUUGAAUUGCCUGUGGAGCGAUGAAACUGAUCUUCUGAAUGAUCCAACAUGGAAUUUCAACACGAAUGGUUUGCCAUCCUGGGACGAAAGCUGUGCAUGGCUUUUGGAUUGUCAAGAUUUUGGUGUCCAAGACUUCGGAAUAGACUGUUUCAGUGAUUUUGAGGUCAUGAACACGUUGAACACAUUAGAGAUGGGGAACAAACAGUGAAAGUAUCCGUCUCAGAAUGGGGCGAAACAUCAAAGAACUCAAAGAAAAAGUAUUUAUAUAAGGUUUAAUACUGGGCAUGCGUGCGACAAGAAAGUCAGAUAGAUGAAAGAAAGGUGCUAAUUUUUUCUCUAUUAAUUCAUGGCAGGUGGAGAUAUAUAUGAAACCUUGCUUCUUUCAUAGAGAGCUUUCUCACCAACCAAUCAAACUAUUGUUAACAAUCCCAAUGGUGAAAUGUGUUGUAGAAGAGAGGCACAAUGGAGAUUGUAUAGAUCAAAAUGUUUGACGGGUCUGUCCUGUGAAAGUGAAGCCUUUUGUAUAUAGGUGUAUUUAAGUUAAAAAUCAAUAAAGGGAAUAUUUAUUUUUGUUCUGCCUUUGCAAAUU